AUGCCCAGAAAAUUUCUCGGGCAAAGGCUUGAUGCCAAUAUUGACUAUCUGCGGCCCGCCUCCAUGGGCAUCACAAAUCUUGAUCUGAGUAGGCUACCCGAAGUCCCUGAUUUCCCUGAUUUGGGCAGCGCCAAUAUUGGAAAGGAGAUCGAUAAUUCAACGAACGGCCAGUAUGGACGGCGUAUCUCACGGUCUUUCGGGGGAACAAUGAAACUAAAGAAACGGCUAAGUUCCGUGCCAGAACUUCUAAUGCAUAAUCAAAAAAUGCUAGAAAACAGGCGUUCUUUGACGGUAGGUGUAGCCAAGGUUGAAAAGCAGACAUCGCCUGUAGUAGAGGUAGAACAAUCAAGAACAAACUUGAAUCAUAGAUUGCCGAAACCUUAUCCUGCUCUUGUGGAUACUCCACGAUCUGGCGCUGCCUCCCGCAACCUGCGCGCACGCACCUCUUCGCCGCUAGCGGGGCCACCUAUAGUUUAUAGAGGCGACAAGGUUGUUGCAUUUCCUGCGGCUACACACGUCGCAUUUCCACCGACCAAGGGCUUCCACACGCGUAAGAAGUCCGAUGGAGAGCUCCUGUUUGAUGAAAUAAUUAAAGCCUACGGUCAUUUACCUAAAGUUCAAGAUGUGGGCAACUCAAAAGUGAAUACAGCCGUACAUGUUCCAGCAAGCGUUCAAAGCUCUCCGACCAGGUACUCGAGAGCUUCCCAUCCACCAAAAAAACAAGCUCAUGCAUAUUUUGACCCCAUAAUACAGAGCGAUGAAGAUAUGCAACGGUUGUCGGAGGAGUCCUUCCCUUCGCCGAUUGCUUUGGAAGAGUCUCUAUCUAGUCCAGAAUAUACCAAUACGAGCGGAUCUGAUCCUUCGAGCUCAGGAGAAGAUUUUUCGGAUCUAGCCAGUAUGGGAGAUAGUUUGGGGUCCCCGCAGAGCCCUAGUUUGAGUACUGAUGAUGAUUCAACAUAUGUUUCUGCCGAUGAGUAUCUGCCGAGUGUCGCAGACCUGAGUCUUCGCAAGAAGAUUAGUACCGCGUGUUCAAUCCGCAGAAUCCGCUUGAGUCGAGUAAACCCUCAAAUGUUUUCCUUCACAAACCUCGAUAUCGAUUCAGAAAAUGAGGUUACAGAGCCAAUGACGCCAUUGGAAAACGGAAUGGCAGAGCAGGAUACCAUGGACGCCUCAAGUUCGCUCUACGAAGAAUGA
This is a messenger RNA of Lachancea dasiensis, 1194 nucleotides long. The record is from the annotation of a GenBank genome assembly. Lineage: Eukaryota; Fungi; Ascomycota; Saccharomycetes; Saccharomycetales; Saccharomycetaceae.